Messenger RNA from Penicillium maclennaniae, 1459 nucleotides. Its product is annotated as FKBP-type peptidyl-prolyl cis-trans isomerase. Gene Ontology annotation, cellular component: chromatin; nucleolus. NCBI's taxonomy places the organism in Eukaryota, Fungi, Ascomycota, Eurotiomycetes, Eurotiales, Aspergillaceae. Gene Ontology annotation, molecular function: macrolide binding; peptidyl-prolyl cis-trans isomerase activity. The coding region runs from base 8 to 1459 and encodes 483 amino acids. The transcript is spliced from 3 exons. The record is from RefSeq and is a predicted model, not a curated record.
CCUCAAAAUGUCUGCAGUCCAGCCUGUCGCAGUCUACGCCCUUCGGGUUCCUGCCGGCGCUAUGGUUCCCGCCGUGCCCAAUGCCGCCGCUUCGUUCCGCGUGAGCAUGGCUGCCAUCGACCCUGAUGAGACCCCCGAGUUCGAGGAUGGCGACUCUAGCAAGCCCGCCCGCGCUACUCUGAAGAUUGUUCGCGCUCCUCCCGGUCUCGACAUGGGUGAUGAUGAGUCCGAUGAUGAGGACUACAGCGAUGUUGAGGAAGACGAUGAGGAAGACUCCGAUGACGAGGAGGUCAACGGAGGUCCCAGCGACAAGGAGAAGGCCCGCAAGCUUAAGCAGCUCGCUGCCCAGAAGGAGCUCCUAGAGGCCAUGGAGGAGGAUGAAGAGUCUGAUGACGAGGAAGAUAGCGAGUUCGACCUCAAGGCCGCCAUCUCCAAGCUUAUCAAGGGCAAGGGCCCCGCUACCGACGGCGAGUCUGACGAUGAGUCCGAGGAGGGCCUCGACCUCGACGAGAGCGUUAUCUGCACACUGAACGCUGAGCAGAACUUCCAGCAGCCCCUGGACAUCACUGUCUGCGAGGGCGAGACCGUCUUCUUCAAGUCUACCGGUAACUACACCAUCUACCUCACCGGUAACUACGUCAUUGGCCUCGAUGAGGCUCACGACCACGAUCACGACGACGAGGAUGAUGAAGAUGAGUACGACCUGUCCCCUGAUGAGGAUGAGCUCGACCUGGACGAGAUCAUGGCCAUGGAGGAUGACGAGAGCGAUGACCUUGACGGCAUGGAAGACCCCCGCAUCACCGAGGUCGAGAGCGAGGAGGAGGAGGCUCCCAAGCUAGUCGAGGCCAAGAAGGGCAAGAACAAGCGCGCCGCUGAGGAGGAGAGCCUCGACGACAUGAUGGCCAAGGGUGCCAAGAAGGCUGAGAAGGCCGAGCCCACCCUCACCAAGGCCCAGCAGAAGAAGUUGAAGAAGAACAACGGCGACGCUGCGGCUGUUGAGGCCAAGAAGGAGGAGCCCAAGAAGGAGGAGCCCAAGAAGGAGACCAAGGCCGACAAGAAGGUUCAGUUUGCCAAGAACCUCGAGCAGGGCCCUACUCCCUCCGGCGACAAGCCCACCGGCACCCUCGGUGUCAAGGAGGUCCGUGGUGUUAAGAUCGAUGACAAGAAGCUUGGCAAGGGUGCCACUGCCCGCAGUGGUAACACUGUUGCCAUGCGCUACAUCGGCAAGCUCGAGGACGGCAAGGUCUUUGACUCCAACAAGAAAGGCAAGCCUUUCUCCUUCAAGCUUGGCAAGGGUGAGGUCAUCAAGGGCUGGGACAUCGGUAUUGCCGGUAUGGCCCCCGGUGGUGAGCGUCGCAUCACCAUUCCUGCCAAUCUCGCCUACGGCAAGAAGGCCCUUCCCGGCAUCCCCGCCAACUCCAAGCUGAUCUUCGACGUCAAGCUGCUGGAGAUCAAGUAA